UUUGCUGAUGGUAGAUGUCAGGUUUCGGCGGAUAAUAAUCACAGUUGCUGCUCGUCAGACGCAUUGUUGGACAAUAUCAAAUUGUUUUCUUCAAAGGAGACGAAACUGUGUCAUUAGACCGCGUCACAGCGCAUGAAGAGUUUUGUUUUUUUUAAUCAUCAGUGUUUAGCUUAUCAGAGACAGAAAGCUAAUGCUAACGUCAACUGGCUAGCAGGCUAACAAAGCAGGCUUUUAUGAUGUUAGCUUGCGUGCCCAUUACUUAGCUGUUUUGGGAAAAUAAGUCAUAUUUACAACCACUGUUUGUUUUAUGAGUAACCUAACCUGCAACAUGGGUUAGCUAAAGCGGCUCUUUGGAAUCGGUGUGUAAAUAAAACGUCUUGUUUUGUCACAUUUGCUGUAAGGCUAGCUAACGUCAGUUUACAGAGCCAGCUUUGCUCGGUUCGUACACUUUUUGAGUCAGACAUCGUUACUCAUACCUGGCAAACACGUCAGUCAGGCAUCUGAUAGCAGCCAGUGAAGGUCUGAUGUUUUGGACUGUCCCUGUCACCCCCGGCAUCUCCACAAGAAAGCCAUGCUAUGAUGGUGCUACGGCGGUUACUGAGAAAGCGCUGGGUGCUGGGAGUAGUCUUCGGACUGUCUCUCAUCUACUUUCUCACCAGCACACUUAAACAGGAGGAAAGGACGAUACGGGACCGCACGCUCUUAGAGGUUAGAGAUUCAGACCAUCGCAUCCCCUGGAAGGUCCGUUUCAACCUGGGCAACAGCAGCCGACAGAUUACUCAGUGCAGAAAUUCAAUUCAGGGCAAAACACUGCUCACAGAUGAACUUGGUUAUGUCUGCGAGAGAAAAGACUUGCUGGUUAACGGCUGCUGUAAUGUCAAUGCUCCCAGCACCAGACAGUACAUCUGUAAAAGCUGCCUGGCCAACGGCUGCUGUAGCAUCUACGAGUAUUGCGUGUCAUGUUGUCUCCAGCCUGAUAAGCAACCUCUCCUCGAGCGCUUCCUGAAUCGUGCAGCUGAAGGUUUCCAGAAUCUCUUUACUGCUGUGGAGGAUCAUUUUGAGCUGUGUCUGGCCAAGUGUAGAACCUCUUCACAAAGUGUUCAACAUGAGAACACCUACCGAAACCCUCAAGCAAAGUACUGCUACGGAGAGAGUCCUCCAGAGCUCCUUCCUGUAUGAGCAUUUGAAUUUCGUCUUGGGUUUAGGACAUGCGGGAUCAGCAGUGGGCCAAUAAAGCGUCCUGGUUGGACACCUAAGGGUGCUUGGAGAAGAGACUCUCUACAAAUAAACUGUUGUCUUGGUUAAUUUUGCAUUAUAGUGGCAAAGGAAGGAAGAUAUCCAAGACCAACUGCAAAAAUGGACAAAUGCUGUAAUUUGAUUAUUUACACUUCAUAAGUGCAUAGAAUGCUUCAUACAUUCAUCCGUGAUGAUCAUCAGGUCUACAUAACAGGCAGCUCAUCCAUCAGGAUUCACUUCAAACCAGUUCAUGUCAUAAAAUAGGCUUCAUUUUAAAAGAAGAUAACAGCUGUUUGGUGUUUUGUUGACUAUUUUAAAACAGCAAAGAAUGUGACAUUACUUCUGUGUAUAGUGCAUGCAUAUGAAAUGGAUAUUUAAUAAAAGUGACUGUGAAAUGA
This is a messenger RNA of Toxotes jaculatrix (banded archerfish), 1634 nucleotides long. It is a transcript of the gene spring1, whose product is annotated as SREBF pathway regulator in golgi 1. Lineage: Eukaryota; Metazoa; Chordata; Actinopteri; Toxotidae. Bases 577 to 1179 code for a protein of 200 amino acids. The record is from RefSeq and is a predicted model, not a curated record. Gene Ontology annotation, biological process: positive regulation of SREBP signaling pathway. The transcript has 5 exons.